This is a messenger RNA of Drosophila ananassae, 659 nucleotides long. RefSeq names its product RING-box protein 1A. The transcript has a single exon. Lineage: Eukaryota; Metazoa; Arthropoda; Insecta; Diptera; Drosophilidae. The coding region runs from base 100 to 426 and encodes 108 amino acids. The record is from RefSeq and is a predicted model, not a curated record. Gene Ontology annotation, cellular component: nucleus; cullin-RING ubiquitin ligase complex. Gene Ontology annotation, biological process: ubiquitin-dependent protein catabolic process; protein ubiquitination. Gene Ontology annotation, molecular function: ubiquitin protein ligase activity; cullin family protein binding; zinc ion binding.
UUUGCCGAAAAAUGGUUGAUAUUUUUUCGCAAAUAAGCUAAAAUUUAGCUUAAACUAUCGGUAACGUUGGCCGGAUCGAAGAACAACGACGCAGACACCAUGGAGGUCGAUGAGGAAGAGUUCGAGGUCCCCUCCAGCAGCAGCAAAGGCGAGAAGAAGCGCUUCGAAGUGAAGAAGUGGAACGCCGUAGCUCUAUGGGCAUGGGACAUCGUGGUGGAUAAUUGCGCCAUUUGCCGCAACCACAUCAUGGACUUGUGCAUCGAGUGCCAGGCUAACCAGGCCUCGGCCACCAGCGAGGAGUGCACAGUGGCCUGGGGCGUCUGCAACCAUGCCUUCCACUUCCACUGCAUCUCCCGUUGGCUGAAGACGCGUCAGGUCUGUCCGUUGGACAAUCGCGAAUGGGACUUCCAGAAGUACGGCCACUAAUCCCGCUCAUACACCAAUCCCGUAAUCAACUCAACGGAGCAGGAGCCUUCUCACCCGGAAAUAACUAUAGUAUACCCACUUAGUUCUUAAGCGAUCCAUUUCACAGGCCUCACAGAGCUCACCCGUAAUGUCGCGGGCGGUUCUCUUGGACCUUCUUCCCCACUACCUUUCCCCCAUAAGAAACAGAUUUUUUGUACGCUUACUUAAUAAAUGAGAAGAAGAUGCUGAAGACA